AUGGAUGGAAAACAUAUCCGAAUAGAUUUUCCUUUUAAAUCGGGAUCGUCUUAUUACAAUUACAAAAAUUUUGCGAGUGUUGUAUUAUUGGCUGUCGUUGAUGCGCAUUUAAGAUUUAUAUAUAUUGAUUUAGGCUGUAAUGGGAGAUUGAGUGACUCUCAUAUAUGGAACAAGUGUAGCCUCAAAUCUCACUUGAACAGUAAUAAUCUUUCUUUGCCUCAACCAUCUCUAUUACCAGAAUGUAACGCUAAUUUUCCAUAUGUAUUAGUUGGCUAUGAGAUUUUCCCUCUUACAACGAAAUUACUCAUUCCAUAUCCAAAAGAUCAAUGUCGUAAUCGGCUAGAUAGAAGAAUUUUUAAUUAUAGACUAUCACGUGCCAGACGCUGUUCAGAAAAUGCAUUUGGUGUACUGGGUGCAAGAUUUCAGAUUUUUCGAACAGCUAUGAGAUAUGACCCUGAUGAUGCAAUUCGAAUUACAAUGACCUGCUGUUGUCUCCAUAAUAUGUUGCGCAGUCAAGCUAUAGGUUGUGCUAGGUAUACUCCACCAAAUUUCCUCGAUGAAGAAGAUAUAUUAACAGGUCAUAUGAGAUUUGGUGAAUGGAGACUGGAAUCAACUAAUGGCUUAGUUCAAUUGUGUCAUCACGGUGGAAACCACCAUGCAACUGAUGCUCGCCUUCUUCGAAACACUUGGACUGAAUAUUUUAAUGAACCUGGGGCUGUACCGUGGCAAGAGCGAGUCGUACUUGGACAAAAUGCAUCUUAA
Molecule: messenger RNA, 762 nt
Organism: Wasmannia auropunctata (little fire ant)
Lineage: Eukaryota; Metazoa; Arthropoda; Insecta; Hymenoptera; Formicidae
Product: putative nuclease HARBI1
Exons: 2
Coding region: 1-762 (253 amino acids)
Source: RefSeq, a predicted model, not a curated record